Chara braunii is the source of this 677-nucleotide messenger RNA. Lineage: Eukaryota; Viridiplantae; Streptophyta; Charophyceae; Charales; Characeae. The record is from the annotation of a GenBank genome assembly.
GAGGGGGAGAAGAAGGGGGGAGUGGAGAGGGGGAAGGGGAAAGAAAGAGGGGAAGAUGGACAAGAAGGGGAACGGGGAGGGGGAGGGGGAGGGGGAGAAGAAGAGGGAAGUGGAGAGGGAGGGAAGAUGGACAAGAAGGGGGAGGGGGAGGUGGAGGAUGCAAAAAUGGAAAAGAGGAAGGAGGAGGAGGGGGAGAGGGAGAAGGAGAAGGGGAAGAAAGGGGAGGAGAAGGUGGAAGAGGAGGAUGCACGGACCAGGGAAGCAUGCGUCGAAACCAUUGUGUAAGACGAGUUACAUGUAUAAGUUGUCCACGUUGGCGAGCAUGACCGCGGGAAAGCAAACGGCAAACAAGCAUGGUUGCCGCAGUUCUAAAACCAUGCCAAUUAUCACAAAACCGCGUAAGCUGGCCGGUGAACACACCUGCAGGCUAAUGAGAACGAAUGUUUGACGUUGCACUAGGAUAUUGUAUAACAGGAAAAUCCCAUGCAACUGUCUUGUCAAACACACUCAAUCGGAGAGAUCCAUCUGCUCGUGUCUGCAACCGUCCGCAGAGAGGGAGAAGCGGACAACAAACAAGGGGCUGUGACAAAUAUAUUCAUCUAUUGUCAAUAUAUCAUCAAUAUAUACAUUGUCACGAAGUUAUGAUAAGCCUGUAGGCAGACAUUUGUGGCUGUCAA